Messenger RNA from Physella acuta, 1021 nucleotides. RefSeq names its product nicotinamidase-like. NCBI's taxonomy places the organism in Eukaryota, Metazoa, Mollusca, Gastropoda, Physidae. The record is from RefSeq and is a predicted model, not a curated record.
ACCUCCACCAGAACAAUGGCAUUCCCCCACCUCCUCUGGUAUUGUUACCUGCUGGGUUUACUAAACACCGCGACAUCAGCCGAGAGAAAAAACACCAGAACAGCCUUGCUAAUCAUCGACGUCCAGGAUUGUUUUGUGGAGGGUGGGAGUCUGGCUGUGUCUAAUGGCAGCCAGAUUAUACCCGUCAUUAACAGAGUAAGAAAAGAGUUUGGUGACGAGUUUGACGUCGUCGUCAUGUCUAAAGACUGGCACUGUCCUGAUCACGUGUCCUUCGCUGCUUCUCAUCCUGGCAAGAACGUUGGUGACGUCAUCAACCUCACCUACACGUUGGACGGUCACCUGUGUUCUGACCAAGACUACCCCACCACUGUACCAGACCUUGUCAAGUGUCCACCAACUGGAACAAACAAAAAAAUACAACAAAUGGUUUGGCCCGUACACUGUGUGCAGAACGUCACAUCCGGUCCUACGUCAUCGAAUAUUGCUGAAUCGUUGUUCACAACUGCUAAUGACGUCAUCAUAUAUAAGGGAAACCACUGUCAGGUUGAUUCUUAUUCGGCCUUCUACGACAAUGGACGUUUUGGCGAAACCAAACUUAAAAAUGAGUUGACAAGCCGUGGUAUCGAUACCGUGUAUAUUGUUGGGCUCGCACUCGACUACUGCGUGUAUUACACGGCUAAAGACGCCAUUGAGCUAGGGUUCAAGACAUUCGUGGUGAAAGACGCUUGUAGAGGUGUGGCUGCUACAACAUCAGCUCAGGCUCUGGAGGAUAUUGUAGCUAAAGGUGGUCAGGUGGUCAGCUCCAACAACAUCUUCACAUCAGCAGCUCAGCCCAACUGUGUAUCUAGUGUCACAUCUCAUCAGCAACUUCUAUUUAUAGCCACAGUGUACAUCAUGGCUGUCUUCAUCUAGUGAAGUCAACAUCCAGUCCAUGUUUUUGUCCUCAUCAUUUAGUAAAAACAAUGGCCUAAAAAUUGUAACUUUGUAGUCUCUAAUGAAUAAAAUAAACUGUGCAACAAAA